Theobroma umbraticum is the source of this 2975-nucleotide messenger RNA. Its product is annotated as RNI-like superfamily protein. The record is from RefSeq and is a predicted model, not a curated record. Gene Ontology annotation, molecular function: protein binding. Lineage: Eukaryota; Viridiplantae; Streptophyta; Magnoliopsida; Malvales; Malvaceae.
CUGAUGGGACAGCCGCAACCGCCCUUUUACCUCUCCAAGGCAACCGUAGCACUACCGCAACUCCCUCACUCUCGCACCUCCACACCAUGUCGUUUCAGUCCUCCCCCUCAGAUCUAGCCUAAACAUUCAAACAUCGGCUCCCAAGAACCUAAACAAGCCUUAAACCCGAAAGCUAUUACUAAGUUCUCUUUUUCUUUUUCUCUCUAAGCCGCAGCCUCUCUAUUCUCUCUAAUACCUCUCGGCCAACCACCAAAUCUCUUCAAACAUGUUUCCCUUGCUCAUCUCAGGGUCGACGCCAUUGAAGUCCUCGUUGCCGAGGUCUGGUGUUCAUCUCCUUCACCCUAUAUGCCGUUCAGCCCAGUCACCCAAAACUCCCUCUCCUCUCGCUUCUCCUGAAUCACCUCUCAACCCUGCUCCAGCGUCUCCCGAAUCACUGGAAGACUCUCUUGCUGGGAUUAAUGCUACUCUUAGAGAUAUCAAUCACACAUUGAUUGACAUCUCUAAAGUAAUAGCAAACAAAUGAAUCUGAAUAGUUUUCAAUUUCAAUGUCUAGUACCUAAUGUUUUUAGAGGAUCAAUAUGAAUAGUUUUCAAUCUGAAUACUCUGUCUUAUGCUUUUUGCUUCUGUUUUAAUGCUUGUUAUGUUUUAUAGUGCUGUUAUAUUUCUGCCCUGCUACUGGAACGAUUAGUAGUUAUCAAGAUGAUGCGGGAAUUAUUUACAUAAUUCUCUGUUUAAUUUACAUUGAAGGCUAAGAAAGGUCUUAUGUAAGUUCAAAUGGCAUGAAACUUUAAUUGGUCUGGUUAGUGUUAUUGGGUACACUUGAGUAUUGUCAUGUGAAGUGCACUGUUUUGGCAAUGGAUAUUCUGUUGCUAGAUGUGUAUAGGUAUGAGCUAUGUCAUAGGUAGGUUCAGAUUGUAUCCAGGUUGUGAUGGGAUCUCUUCUCUGCUCCAUUGUUUUUGCUUUUAUGGAGGUGUAUAUAUCUAUGUGAAUGUAAGGUUGAUCCCACCUGCAACCUGGGUGGUUUUGUGUGUCUAGCUUCUGUAAGGCAAGGUAGGUGCCAAUGGGUGCCAAGCCUACUUGGUGUAACCUGUCCCCCUAUGAACAAGGCGAUGAUCUUAUACCGCAUGUCUAUGAGCUUCCACCAGAGUUGUUCAAGUCCUUAGUAAAUUGUCUACCUCCUUUGGCCUUGCAAAAGUUGCAAAGUGAAAUGCCGUUUAGGAGCUAUGAUGAUUAUGAUUCUACUAGUGAUGACUUAAAAAAUGGGAGAAAACGUGGAAGAAAUGGGAAUUUCGAUAAAGCAUGGAAGGCAUUGUUUAAGUUGCGUUGGCCUGAUCUUGUAAAUCGUGUCCAACCAGUUGAUUGGCAGCAGAUUUAUUGGGAAACACAUGUGCAAAAUUGCCUAGAUGAAGCAGCAGAGCUGGCUUUGCUCCCAUCAUUUAGUGGAUGCCUUGGUGCAAUACUGAUUUCAGAGAACAUACUGAAAUAUAUUGGUUAUGUGGAUCAUACGAGUAACUCAGCUUCAGAUAUCUUGAAAUUGUCUUAUCACUGCCAACAAUUUGGCAAUUAUGCUAGAUGUUUGAGACUUCAAAAUGUGCUCUGUGUUGUAGAAUCUUGUCAACUUUUGAGGAACUCCAAGUUGCAAAGCUUGGUGUUACGGUGGAUCAGAUCCUUGGAACAUGCUGAUGGAUUAUGCAAACUUCUCAGUCAGAAUUGUAAAACCUUAACAUCUCUUGAAUUUGUACACUGCAAACUUUCUUCCAGCUUUAUGGAUGCUAUUUGUGGUUCCCUGUACUUGGGAGGUGCGGAGACUCACCAAAUACAGCACUUCUCUGUUAGCACUUCAAGCUUUCUUGAAACAGAUCCAGUUUCCUUAGCUCAUAGACUUGCAUUGUGUCUAUCAGCAGGAAGGUCCUUGUGUUCAUUAAAGCUAUGUGACAGCCACCUGGAUUGGAAUUUUGCCAGAAGGGUUUUCAGUACUCUGCUUGAUGCUUCAUCCAGUCUAUCAAUCCUUGACCUUUCAGAGAACAAUAUAUCAGGAUGGCUGUCGAAUUUCAACUGGAGAUCAAAUGCCCUUCUGUCAUCUUCAGGAAUGGCCAAAUCUUUGCAGUCAUUGCGCAUCCUCAAUCUACGGGGAAAUAAUCUACGGAAAGAUGAUGCUGGUAGCCUAAGAUAUGCCCUGGUUCAUAUGCCGAGCUUGGAGAUUUUGGACCUUAGUGACAACCCAAUUGAAGAUGAUGGCAUAAGAAGUUUAAUCCCUUAUUUUGCCGAAGCAUCUGAAAAGGUUUUUCCCUUGGCUGAUUUGAAUUUGGAGAACUGUGAGCUUUCCUGUGACGGAGUGACUCAACUUCUGGAUGCCCUAUCAACCUUAGGAAGACCAUUGAAUUCUCUCUCCGUUGCUGAUAAUGGCCUUGGCAGCCAAGUAGCAGAAGCUUUAGGAAACUUUUGGGGUACAUCUAUUCAAGCAUUGAAUCUCGAAGGUAUUGGACUGGGUCCCUCUGGAUUUCGGAAACUAAAAGAUGUAGGAAUGGAGGACUUGAUGCUUGUUGAAAUUAACAUAAGCAAAAACCGUGGUGGCAUUGAAACUGCAAAGUUUUUGUCAAAGCUUAUCCAGCAGGCUCCUAAACUGAUUGCAGUCAAUGCAGCAUAUAAUCUUAUGCCUGUAGAAUCCUUGACCAUAAUAUGCUCUGCACUGAAGACUGCUACGGGUCAUCUAGAGCAAGUGGACUUGACGGGGAAUAUUUGGGACUAUCAGCCAUCUCAUGAUACCUUGCUUUCUGAAUUUCAACAUAAUGGAAGGCCUAUUUUGAUUCUUCCCUCAUCGGUAGUCUCAGAUGUACCUUAUGAUGAUGAUCCUUAGCUGACAUUGAUCUGCUGCAUCAUGAUGUUUUGUUGUCUAUUGAAACCACUGAUUUUAGUUUAUCAGUGUGACAAAAGUUUUAGAAAUGUCAAGCUUAAGUAAUAUUGUCUUUGUUUAA